Molecule: messenger RNA, 3004 nt
Organism: Photinus pyralis (common eastern firefly)
Lineage: Eukaryota; Metazoa; Arthropoda; Insecta; Coleoptera; Lampyridae
Product: Ig-like and fibronectin type-III domain-containing protein 1
Molecular function (GO): protein binding
Source: RefSeq, a predicted model, not a curated record
GUACAGGAUUACUGCCGGGACCAAUCGCAGAACUGCACGCAACGCUGACAACCGACGAUAGUAUCUCGCUCGAAUGGGAAUCCCCCGACGAUGGCAGUAAUGUAACCGAUUACGUUCUCUACUACCAAAAGGUUGAAAAUACAUCAAUGCACGAAACCAUACUGAAACUAGACAAUCAAGUAAACGUGAGUGAUACAUCUUACACUUUAAAAAAUUUGGAAAAGAGCGCCUUCUACCAACUGUUCGUUGUAUCCCGAAACCAGCACGGCACAUCUCUACCUUCGUCGAUACUUACACUUCAGGUGGCCAAAUCAGAUGGCGAACGUGUCAGCGGGGUGACAUCUCCCCCACAUUCGCUGGCGAUAGCGAGCCACAGUGCGACUUGGGUGACGAUAACGUGGCAACCUCCCGCUUUCAGCCUUCCGUCCCAGCAGAUCACCUACCGACUUUACCACAAAUCGACAGCGGACGAUCACUACCAGAUCACGAACAUCUCGGUCACAUCGCAUACGAUACAGAAGCUCAACCCGAACACCCAGUAUAUCGUAUACGUCACCGCGAUAUCCGACAAGGGGCAAAGUACGCCCUCGGAGACGUUGAUCGCGUGGACGGAUCCCGCCUACCCCGCAUUUGUGGAGCCCCCGACCGUGCAUCCGAUAAAUUUGGUGAUGGAGGGUAGCAGUAUGACGAUCCUUUGCAUAGCAAUGGGCACGCCUAUGCCCACGAUUUCGUUGUACAUCACCGGUCGACUGGUACGGCAGGAGAUCACGCGCCAUAUGGUCACGGUCAUAAACAACGUGACGAGGGAUAUGGACCAGAUUUCGUGUUACGCCGACAACGGGUACGGCACGCCGAUGCAGGCGUCGAGAAAGAUCAUAAUCAGCCAUGGACCGCAUAUCCAAGCCACAGGCGUGACGAUAGCGGCGCUCGGCGACACGGUUAAGCUCGAAUGCAAAGUUGACGCUCAUCCCGAGCCGAAGAUGUUGUUUUGGAAAAGUCGCGAAGAUCGAACGCCCGUCAUUCAAGGGGGGAAGUACGAUAUCGCGGUUGAUCGAGUGCGCGACGAGGAGGAUCGGUACUCGAUGACGUUGUCGAUUAAGCAGGUUGCUGAGGUCGAUGUCGGUGACUAUUAUUGCCACGCGGAGAAUGCGUUCGGGGUCGCAACGCAAGCGGUGACUUUGCGCGUUCGAAAUGUGGCGACCUCGAACAAUGUGACCCAGUGUUGCAUUGAGCAGAACGUCACGUCGCCCUGCAUGGUGGCCUGCAGUUUCUAUUUGGACAUCGACUCGGUGAUCGACAAGCCGGAGUGCAUCAACGACUUUGACAAGCUGAUGAAGUGCGCGGCUGAUGGUUCCGAUCAUCGCAGUUGCUGUUCGCAGUGGGGGGUGCCGAAGAGGUGCCUGGAUUGGUGCCGAGGCGAACCUCUCUUCAACAACAAACUGUGCGUGCUUAGCUACACCAAGCAAAUAAUGAGCUGCUUCCACGAAGGCCGCGACAAACUACCGGGACCACCUCAGAAUAUUCGCGUCGAGCCCGUGGACGCCCACUCGGUAAACGUCCUCUGGGAUCCCCCAGUUAAAAACCCACACACCGUUGAGAUGUACAGGAUCUUUUGGAAAUUGGUACACGCCGACAGCAAUCCCACGCAACGCUUCGACACCCCCGAAACGCACUACAAGAUCAGCGGACUAUUGGAGGGUGCCGUUUACGAGUGCGUGAUAAAGGCGGGCAACCACAGAGGAACCUCGACCUUGAGCGACGCGAUCAAGUUCACCGCCGGCGACAAAUACAUAACGCUAGCUGCCAGCCAAGACGAAAACGUCUCCCAUACCGGAGUCGCUGUGGCAGUCGUCUCCGCGCUGAUUGUAGUCGCCGCAAUUGUCGCCGCAGCCGUUUGGUUUGUACGCACCAAAAGGUUACUGGUAGGUAAGAAUUCCGGAGGGGUGGCAUUUGAAAACCCGAGCUACCUCCGUGAGGUGAACAUGGACCACAUACAGGUACCGCAGGGACAAUCGGAAAGCUCGAUGUCGAACGGAACGGCGAAUGGCAUCGCGGUCUCCUCCUCUUCAGGCGGCCAGGGUUGGAAGCAGGAACCGUUACACGUGCCUCUCUCGCAAGAAGUCAAUCCAACUCUCUACGAAGAAUUGAAGCUCGGUCAAGAUGGCGUUGGUUUUAAACGGCUCAAACCCUAGUAUGAGGUUAUUCUUAGUGACGGUGACGAAUCGAGAUUUUAAGACGCAUUGUGCGACUACAGGAUGUGAUCGGUGUAUUAUAGCAAAUUUUAGUAUAAUUUAGAGAUAAGGUAAAAAAAAUGUGAUUGACUAGAUGAUUAAUACAUACCUACAUCCACCGGCACUAAGCAGCAGUCCGAAUAUUUUGCACAGUAAGUAAAUCAAUCAGCAAUACCGCAUGUUCGCUGAUGGCGACAGAUUUGCUGGCGAAAGGCAUUCAUUUUGCGUGUAUUGCUGAUUGUUUCAUUUUGCACUGUUAUAAGGCCAUUAAUGACGUCCAACAUUUCUAGACAUACGUAAUUUGUCCGAUAACCCCUUGCGUCGUUAUUUUUCGCACUAUCUACAGGGUGUUCUGGUGUUCGAUGACAAAAAAAAAGGUGACGAUCUAUAGAAGACCCUGUACGAGUGCGUAUUUGAUUCUCAAAGACCAGCACUUUAAGGCAUUUACCAUUCGUGUGGUAAGAAGAGGACGUCCACCUGACAUUCCGCUACCGUUGUGUAGACUUGCUCCAUCUAGUCGCUAACUUUAAUGUUAUUUUUUUUAUAUAAACUAAUGCUCUCCAAUGUAAAUUAAUAUAGAUACCUGACAUAGACAUAUACAUAUUGUUAAAUAGUAAUUUUAAGAUGGGAAAGCAUGUAUUAACGCAUACAUGUAUCUGUGCCUUUUUCUAUCGUCUGACUUUAUCUGGGGGAACUCAUACCUAGUUCAAUUUAUACAUAACUGUUUGAAAUGAUUAGGGAUUAGGAACAAAAUAAAGAAAAGAUGACAGUCA